This is a messenger RNA of Globicephala melas (long-finned pilot whale), 2424 nucleotides long. RefSeq names its product basic helix-loop-helix family member a9 (gene BHLHA9). NCBI's taxonomy places the organism in Eukaryota, Metazoa, Chordata, Mammalia, Artiodactyla, Delphinidae. The record is from RefSeq and is a predicted model, not a curated record. Gene Ontology annotation, molecular function: DNA-binding transcription factor activity, RNA polymerase II-specific; RNA polymerase II transcription regulatory region sequence-specific DNA binding; protein dimerization activity. Gene Ontology annotation, biological process: developmental process; regulation of transcription by RNA polymerase II.
UGAAACUGAGCCCAGAACUGCCAGAUUCCACAUUUCCCCCACGCCAAGUUUCUCUCUAAGUUGAACGCUGAGGAUCCCGGUCUGGGAGAGAAGGGAGGCUGUGGGCCUUUCUGGAGGCCAGCUCUCCGGAGAUGACGGGGUUCUCAGGACGCCCUGGACUCGGUUUCUCCGGAAGGCCCGUCCCUGGAUCCCGGCUUUCUCUCCAAGGUGGGAGUUCUGUCUUCCCUCGGGGGAGCGACGCCGGAACUUCCCGGGGAAGAGCAGGAAUUUCUGAAAUCCAAGCCCCGCCGAGAGGUGGUCACAAAGCACCGAGCUGAUCUCCCUGUGCUAUGCGGCUGCUUCCCACUACCUCUCUAGUUUACGUUUGGUAGUGUAUGUAUGUCUAUGCCACUCUCUCACUUCGUCCCAGCUUACCCUUCCACCUCCCCACAGUGCUGUGUCUUGAGCUGCUCAAGGACUCUGGACUCCAAAAGAUGCCCUGAUGGGUACCACAAGGGGAGCCAGGGGGCCACCAGACAAUCACCAUCACCCUCUGAGUCAGCACUCAGCCCAGCUCUGCCUGCGGAAGAGGGAGGUAAAGAGAGAUAGGAGGUGAGUUAAGGCCCAAGCAAAAUCCAAAUUCAGAAUCACAGCCAGCCUCACUCUGGGAGCUGAGAAAGCCAGAAGUUCCCGGUCCAUCUCAUCUGCAGGCCCUGCUCUAGCUGAUCUGCCCCUCCCUUAUCGGUCCCGCUGGAACAGUCAUGCUUUCCUCUGUGACAGCCCCGUGGUUGCCCACAGGACUUGACAAAACUUUCAAGGUUCUUUAAACACACUCAGCUACAAAACUGGGGCCCUUCUGUGCACCUAUCAGCUCUCCUGCCCGGAGGCCAAAUGUGGCACUCUUUUUGGGGUCGGGAGGAAGAAGGUGGAACCUAGCCACGCCAGAGAGGCCCUGGAGUGAAGCAGGGCAACCUCUCCCCGCGGCUGGAGCACUGCCCUGGGCGUGGCCCGGCUGCCCAUCUGAUCCCUUCCUACAAGAAUCUGCAUGCGUCCUCCCUUCCUUGCUUCCUUCCUCUGGGUUCCUCCCUCACCAACCUACCUGGAGGCAGGUAAUAAAGCAGGAGGAGGGAGAUGGAUGGAUGGGGAGGGCGGAGAGCCACGUGGUGCCAUAAAGCCCAGCCAGAGGGCCUGUCCCGGGAGUGUCCAGACUGCAGGAGUCAACGCUCGGAAGGUGGACUGUCAGGCUUGUGAGCCGGAGCCGGGGCGCCAAGGCCCGGGAGGCGGCCAUGCACCGAGGCGCGCCGGGACCAGGCCUCAGGGGCCUGAAGGGGGACGAAGGCUCUGCCCAGGACUUGGGGAGCUCUUGCCUGGAGGCCGGGAAGGAUUUUGGAGUGCUGAGAGAGAACAGCAGUCCCCGCGACCUGGGCGAGGCAGAGGAGGUGGUGGGCAGCAGAAAGCGCAGCCGGCCGGUGCGGUCGAAAGCGCGGCGCAUGGCGGCCAACGUGCGAGAGCGCAAGCGCAUCCUGGACUACAACGAGGCCUUCAACGCGCUGCGCCGCGCGCUGCGGCACGACCUGGGCGGCAAGAGGCUCUCCAAGAUCGCCACGCUGCGCAGGGCCAUCCACCGCAUCUCGGCGCUCUCCCUCGUGCUGCGCGCCAGCCCCGCGCCCCGCUGGCCCUGCGGGCACCUGGAGUGCUACGGCCAGGCCGCGCGCGCUGGGGACGCGGCGGACGCGGGCUCUAGCCCGCCGCAGCCUGCGCCGCUGCCCGCCGGGCCCUUCGCGCCGCGCUGCGCCUCGUGCUUCCUGCACACGCCCCUGGGACAGGCCAGGGCGGUGGCCGAGGCGCGGGGCGUGGCCCAGGCCUCCGCGGGAAGCUGGCGCCGAAGUCUCGGGGCUCCCUCUGCCUGGCCGCGGGGCCACCUGCGAGCGGGCCCCGGGCUGGGCUACCAGCACUCCUGACCCGGCGCCGAGAGCACCCGCGGGCCUGGAGGAAGGCCGGCCUGGGAGGAGCCAAUGACCUGAUGACUACAGAAGGGAAGAUUAUAAAAUCAUCCUGGGCAUAGCUGAAUGGGCUGAGGCCAGAGGGGGAAAGGAGGCGCUUUGCCAGUGGGAAGGAACUCUGGAGCCCGGGGCUGCACCCCUUAACCCCCCCCCCAAUCCCAGCCAGGGUUGGCAGCUCCAAAAGGAGCAGGAUCCUGCUGGGCUCUUACCUUUGGACUCGAUGAACUCUUCUUGGAAAGUGACUUUUGCAUCCCUGUGCCUCUAAGUCCUGCUGUUUGUUAGGAGAAUGGGGACUUUUGGACAGGGGGGUGAUGGUAUGUGGGAGUGUGAGUGGCAGCUGGUGUGGUCUGACGGCACAGUGUGGGGUCCCCUCCCCCUGCCUGUGCUGAGGCCCCAAGUCUGUGAUCCGGGAGAGGCCAUCAGGAGCAGCUAAAUAAAAAGG